Molecule: messenger RNA, 2333 nt
Organism: Pichia membranifaciens NRRL Y-2026
Lineage: Eukaryota; Fungi; Ascomycota; Pichiomycetes; Pichiales; Pichiaceae
Exons: 1
Coding region: 117-2120 (667 amino acids)
Molecular function (GO): long-chain fatty acid-CoA ligase activity; long-chain fatty acid transmembrane transporter activity
Source: RefSeq, a predicted model, not a curated record
CUUAUUUUGCUGUUCACAUUCAGAUUGGAAAAAGGACACUCUUUUUUUUUGCAAUACAUCACACGCUCUACUUCUAUUACUGAUUUUUUGACCAGAACAUCAAAUUGAGCUCGAUCAUGUGGGGGCAAUUGUGUCUACUUUUUGGAGGUAUAGGUUUUACCUUGUAUGUCGCCAGAAAAGUAAAACCCGGGUUUUGGACCAAUUUCAAUAAAAAAUAUAGAGUGAAGGAUGAUUUGUAUCUGUUCCCUUUGGCGAUACAAUUUUUUCGCCAUUAUGUGACACAAUCCUUAAUAACCAAGAAGUUUUCAUUGUGGUAUGAGUACGAAGCUUUGUCACUGGGGAAGAACUCGGACAGCCAGAUUGCUAUGAAAUACCCUAGACAGAUUAAAGAUUUCAAAGAGUUUGACGAACAAUCAUUUGUGGUUGAAUCCCUCACAUAUAGAGAACUUUACAAUGAAGUGUUGCGGAUGUCUUUCAUAUUACACCACGAUUAUGGGAUUGCUAAGGGGGAUGUUGUUACCAUGUUUUUCAUGAACAAGCCAUUGUUCAUAAUAAUCUGGUUGGCAUUAUGGAACUUGGGCGCAACGCCGACGUUUGUGAACUACAACCUAACGUCAAACCCACUAGUUCAUUGCAUCAAAGUUGUUGAAUCGCGUAUUGUUCUUGUCGACGAUGAAUGUAUUGACACGUUCAACAAGACUAGAAGCCAAAUCGAGAAUGAAUUACCACAUUUGUUGAUCCAGAUAGUUGAUGAGACUUCGACAACUGCUCAGUUAAAGGAGCCGAACCGCCCAACAUAUCGUGAGAAUGACAAAAUUAGAGACAGGGGUGUUCGAUAUUGGGAUCCAGCAGUUCUUGUUUAUACUUCAGGUACUACAGGCCUUCCUAAAUCUGCUGUUAAUUCAUGGAGAAAGCUGUUUAUGGCUACCCACUUAUUCCCUCGUUCCAUGCAUAUGGAUCGCUCUUCGAACAUAUAUACGGCGAUGCCAUUGUAUCAUGGAACCGCCUCCAUUUUAGGGGUUCUGCCCGCCUUAUUAGUCGGUGGUACCAUUUCGAUUGGCCAUAAGUUUUCAUUGUCAAGUUACUGGACUCAGGUCAAAGUGUGUGACAGCAAUACCAUCCAGUACGUUGGUGAGGUGUGUCGUUACUUGGUUGAUUCGAAGGAAUCUGUCAACGAGGUAGAAUGUUACGGCAAAAUUAGACUCGCAUAUGGUAAUGGGUUAAGGCCAGAUAUUUGGAUGAAACUGAAAAAGAGGUUUCGGAUACCAGCAAUCGGAGAAUUUUACUCAUCAUCUGAGGCACCGUUUGCAACCACGUGCUACGAGUACAACGGCAUUGGAGUGGGGGCACUCAGAAACAACGGAUACCUUUUGGAUAAGUUCUUAUCGCUCCAGUACACGCUAGUGCGAAUGGACCCAGAAGAUGAAAGCUCCAUAUAUCGGAAUCCUAAAACAGGUUUAUGCGAGAAUCCUGGUGUCAACGAAAAGGCUGAAAUGAUAAUGAGAAUUCUUAAUCCCAAGAACAUUAAGACGACGUUUCCAGGAUACGUCAAUGAUGAUGCCGCAACAUACUCUAAGAUUAUCAGAAACGUGUUUAAAAAGGGAGACGCGUGGGUUAGAAGUGACGACUUGAUGAGAAAAGACGAACUCGGCUGCAUCUACUUUGUAGACCGCAUGGGUGAUACAUAUAGAUGGAAAUCGGAGAACGUGAGUACUACAGAAGUGGAGAACCAGAUCAUGGAGUUCGUGCCGGAUAUCCAGAGCUGUGUCAUUGUCGGAGCACGAGUAGAGAACCACGAGGGUCGGGCAGGCUACCUUUUGGUCCAGACGGUGAACAACAACACUGAAAAUGAGGCUCAACGCCUAAAGAUUCUGGACGAUAUCUACGAAACCGGGCAGAAGCACUUGCCUCACUUUGCAAGACCUGUGUUUAUCGUCUUUGAGAACAUCUCCUUCACCGACAACCACAAGAUCAGCAAGAAAUUGUUCCGGGACCCGGUCUUGCCCAACGGAAAAAACGGCAACUUGAAGGUUUAUUAUCUGGACAGCCAGUCCAAGGGCUAUAGACCGCUAGACAGUGUAACGUAUGCCCAGAUCGCAAAUGGGAAGAUAAGGCUUUAAUGAUAGCGGUAGUCGCAACAACUAAUAACAAUGCGAAGAAGUCCGUGUCCCUGCUACAUAUGUAGCAGUUCUCAACAUUACUAGUCGAGAGAUUUUAUAGCCUUUCCAGCCUCUGGAUUACUCUGAGGCCAACAAUCCUCGAAAUGUAUAGUUUUAUCUUUUGAUGCUAGAUUCCGUAAAGCAAGCCGGUAGUGACAAAAUGAGAAACAAAGU